Aspergillus nidulans FGSC A4 is the source of this 1248-nucleotide messenger RNA. RefSeq names its product NAD(+) diphosphatase. Bases 1 to 1248 code for a protein of 415 amino acids. Gene Ontology annotation, molecular function: metal ion binding; hydrolase activity; pyrophosphatase activity. The transcript has 3 exons. NCBI's taxonomy places the organism in Eukaryota, Fungi, Ascomycota, Eurotiomycetes, Eurotiales, Aspergillaceae. The record is from RefSeq and is a predicted model, not a curated record.
AUGUCCAAUAAUUCACAAAUCCCCAAUCCCGCCCACAUCCAGGCUGACUCAAUGCUGGCUCGGCGGUUCGGCAAAGAGACCGUGAACUACUUCUCGAGCUCUCCUCUGAACCGGCUGUCAUUCCUUCGAUCAGAUCACCCCUUCCUCUCCGCCGCUUUCAAGCACCCGUCGACCCGAUUCGUUAUUCUCAAGGACCUAGCGCCACUCACAAGGUCUCCUACGGAAUUAUACUAUGCAAAGUACGAUGAAGUACGCAAGCUGCUUCCAGCAUCGAUCUACGACAAGUCGGAGGAAGAGAUAAUCAAGGAGCAUGAUUCGCGCAAGACGGAGCCGCACCUUAUCUUCUUGGGUGUGGAUGAGACCGACAAGCAGCAGGACGGAUUCAGCUGGAAGAUCUACAGCGGGACGCCGUAUUUCGCGCUUGAUGUUUCGGAGAAAGGAUCGGAGGAGCAACAACACAAUGCGAAGGAAGUGGUUAAUGGAUUUGAGGCUCAAGGAUUGAGUUUUCUGCAGGCAAGAGUAGCCAUGACGUUCUCUGCUAAUGAGGCGGCUAUUUACGCUCAAGCUCGGGCGCUUAUUGACUGGAACACCCGCAACAGCUACUGCGGCACUUGCGGCAGCCGCACCAUUUCCGUAAACUCGGGCACAAAACGCGCCUGCCCACCCACCGACGCAGCGCGCGUCGCCGAGGGCAAGCCCGCCGAGAAACCAGCCUGCAGCACUCGCACCACCAUUUCAAACCUCUCCUUCCCGCGUACAGACCCUACAAUCAUCGUGGCCGUCAUCUCGUCCGACGCGAAGCGCAUCCUCCUUGGCCGCUCAAAGCGCUUUCCGCCUAACUGGUACUCCACGCUCGCAGGCUUCAUUGAACCCGCCGAGUCCGUCGAGGAUGCAGUGCGUCGCGAAGUAUGGGAAGAGGCCGGUGUGACACUAUCCCGUGUCAUUAUCCAUUCGACCCAGCCGUGGCCGUACCCGGCUAAUUUGAUGAUUGGGGCAAUUGCGCAAGUUAGUGACCCUGCGCAUGAGAAGAUCAACCUCGAGCAUGAUCCUGAGCUGGAAGAUGCGCGGUGGUUUGAAAUCGAGGAGGUAGAGGAGGCUUUGAGGGUUGGCACGAGCAACCUAGAUCAAGCUGCUGGGCCGGGGUAUAAGGAGGGGUCGUUAAGGUUGCCGCCUCCAACGGCGAUUGCGAACCAGUUGAUACAAGCGGCUAUCAAUAUCGAUUUUCUUGCAGACAAGUCGAAGAUGUAG